CAACAUUUGUUUAGACGUUGAAAAUUUUUUUGAGAUCCAUACUGCUUUGUUUGACACUUGGGCAAUUAGUUCGCUACAUAAUUUUAGCCAAAGGCGACUGAAUCAUUUGUAGCCCUAGGCAAAAAUUUAUUGCGAAACGACUAACUGAAGCCCACAUAUUCACAUCUAAACUUGCAUAAUGAAGAUAUGGACAUCGGAGCACACUUUCAACCACCCAUGGGAAACGGUUACACAGGCAGCAUGGCGAAAAUAUCCUAAUCCGAUGACACCAUCUAUAAUUGGGACAGAUGUUGUAGAGCGUAGAGUGGUAGACGGAGUGCUGCACACACACCGCCUUGUUCAGUCGAAGUGGUAUUUCCCAAAAUGGACAAAUUCACUGAUUGGUACUGCCAAAACAUGUUUUGCAAGUGAACGCUCUACUGUAGACCCGGAACGUAAACAAAUGGUUCUCAAAACCAUUAACUUAACUUUCUGUCGGCACAUUUCGGUUGAUGAAGUCCUCUAUUACGAACCACAUCCAACGGAUUCAAGUAAAACUCUACUUAAACAGGAAGCAUCCGUCAGUGUGCAAGGCGUUCCAUUGUGUCACUAUAUGGAAGAUAUGCUAACAUCCACUAUAAGUAUGAACGCUGGCAAAGGUCGUCAAGGUCUUGAAUGGGUAAUUGGACGAAUAAACGCAGAAGUUAAGGGUAUUGCCGAGUCUGCUGAUGAUUUCUUAAUGAAAACAAAACACUCAUUAGAUGAUAUGACUGAAAGUGCUCGUAAAAGUAUGGAUGAAAUCAGUGUGCAAGCUGCUAAAGCUGCAAAACAUAUUCACAUAUAAUAGAUGCGAUUAAAAACAAGAA
Bactrocera latifrons is the source of this 845-nucleotide messenger RNA. It is a transcript of the gene slmo, whose product is annotated as protein slowmo. Gene Ontology annotation, biological process: phospholipid transport. The transcript has 2 exons. The record is from RefSeq and is a predicted model, not a curated record. Gene Ontology annotation, molecular function: phosphatidic acid transfer activity. Bases 179 to 823 code for a protein of 214 amino acids. Gene Ontology annotation, cellular component: mitochondrial intermembrane space. NCBI's taxonomy places the organism in Eukaryota, Metazoa, Arthropoda, Insecta, Diptera, Tephritidae.